CUAAACAAUUGCUGCAUGCGCCGAAUCGGCCAAAUCAGCAGCAGUCCAAGUGCCACUCUUGCAACAUAAAUCAGUUUGUCUAACCACGAUAAUAUCGUAGCCAAGACACCUUGAGGCAUACUAUUAGUUAGUGUGCUUCGCGAAAAUUGCUUUCGAGACUCGACUACCAAAGCUGCAAAGCUGCCCAUUUCAGCUGAUAAAGGGCUAUGGGAUAGCAAACUAUAGAUUAGUGAUGAAAACUUUCGUUGAGAAGGAGACGAGUUGACGGGCCAGCCGAGAGCGCGCGAGGACAGCCGCACGGCAUAGCGCCGCGCUCAAAUGCGUGACGAAAUGGCAUCUUUUCUUGGACUCGAGCCGGACGAAUGCUUCAACACAUUUCAUGACCUAGUCCAUGCUGCCAUACUGUGCGCAAGCACUGGCUCCUCGACCCUGAAAGAGAUUUACACCGCAUGUAGCCGAUUUGGAAGAGUAAAAUGCCGCAAGACCGGCGGCUGGCGGCUGGCUACUGCGCGGCGAAACUGGAAGAGCCAUAUCCGCCAUACUUUGUACACGACGGAGAAGUUCCUCAGGUGCCCGCACGACCCGGACACUUGGAUGCUGUCUCCGGACUUUGCCAACACGCUGCCGCAAACCAGCAAGCACACCGGGCCCGCACCCCCCGAUGACGACCCGCCCCCCGCUCCGAAGUCACGCGGGCUGCGGCCGAUGGGGCAGGUCACUCCGGCGCGAGGCGGACGUGGGGCGGCUGCACGGGGCCUCGCAGCAUCCGGCAGAGGAGGUGGUGGCCGGGCCGGGCCCAUGGCGGACACCAAGGCCGCUGCCAGCCGCUGGGCUGCCAGCGGUGGCGCCAGCCGCCCCGGCGGACGCGGCUUUGGCGGCGGACACGAUGACGAGGAGGAUGACGAAGACGUCGAGGACGGCCGCAGCCAACCCCACGGCAGCCGGCACUCCUGGGACGACGACGAUGAGGAGGGGUACACCCACGGCGGCGGCGGUGCUCACGGCGAGGACGACGAGGACGGGGACGGCAGCGGUGGCGGAGCCGCCGCCGAGCCGACAGCGCCGCAGGCGUACGGUCGCGGCAUGCGCACGGCCGCACGUGCCGCCGUCGCGGCAGUUACGGCAGCGGCGGUUGCGGGCGGGGUUGUGAACACUGGCAGCGGCGGCGGGCGCAGCUCGAGUACGCAGAUGUAUGGGGCCGGCAGCCGGGCCAACCGGGUCCAGGCACUGCUGGGCGUGACGGCGGCGGCGGCCGGCGAGGAGGAGGGCGGCGAGCAGGCGGCGGCGGCGGCUGUGGACGACGAGGGGCUUGGGCUGGAUCUGUCGGACGACAACAUGCGGACCGCGCUGGUGGCCGCUCAGGAGGUGAUGCACAACCCACUGGCCGCCAGUGUGCUGGUGCAGCUCAUGCAGCAGCGCCUCAUGCGCCAGCAGUCCAUUCCCGAGCCCCUGCUGGCCCUCGCCAUGGGCCUCAGCGCCCCCAGCUCCUACGGCGCCGCCGCAGCCGCUGCCGGCCACGGGCACGGCCACGGGCACCUGCACGGGCCGGGUGGUGAGGAUGAGCACCUCCGGUCGCUGCCGCCCUCGCGCCAGUCCGCGACGGCCAGCGCCGCGGCGGCGCGCGCACGGCAGCAGGCGGCCGCGGCCGUGGUGGCUGGGAAGAAGCCAGGGGCAGGGGCGGGGGCAGGGGCAGGGGCAGGUGCCGCUGGCGCGGCAGGGGCAGCAGGGGCGGCGCCGCAGGCGUUGCGGCAGUCGGGUGAAGGGCUGGGGGCCGCACGGCUGCCGUGGGCGGCGGCGGCCGAGCCCGGCACGCUGCGUCUCGCUGCGCCCGGAGCCGGCCUGCGCACGAGCCAGUCCUCGCUGCCGCAGGCUGUGGCGCCGGCGCCCGCACGGCGGUCCGCCACCACAGUCGGCGGCGGUGCCGACGGUGACGGCGCCGCUGGCAGUGACGGCGGCGCUGCUGGGCCAGGCGCCGGCUCAACUGUUGGCGCAGCGGCUGCGGCUGCUUCGGCGGCCGCCGCCAACCGUCUCAUCAACCUGCCCAACGUACCCGGCUUGCCGCCCGUCAGCAUGCCGGCGGCGCUUCCACCCACGCUAGCGCCACGCGCCGUGGCGCCCGGCGCGCCAGCCAGCCGUCAUAUGGACGCGGCUCGCGCGAUGCUGGAGUCGCAGCGUGUGCAGCGGGCAGCGGCGGCCGCGACAGCAGCGGCAGCGGCGGCGGCGACAGCGGCGAACACGGCAGCAGCAGCAGCAACAGCAGCAGCGGCUGGGGCAGUACUGGUGGCUGCCGGUGCUGCCGCUCCUGACACGGAAAUGCUGAAGCUGGAGGCAGAGGCAGCCGCACCUGCGGCGGCGGCGGGGGGUAUGAGCGCCCCGGCUGCGGGCGUGGCACCAGCAGCUGUCGUGGCAGCGCCGGCGCUGUCAGCGGUGGAUGCGGCGCCCAGCGCCGCAGGAGAGGAGGACGAUGAUGCCCUCAUUGGGCCGCCGCCCCUGCAAAGUCAGCUCGCAGACCCGGCGGGAGCGAUGGCGGCAGCAGCAGCACCGGACGAUGCCGCGCCCGCACGGGCGCCACACCUGGUGGUCCCGGUGGGAGGUGAGGCUGUUGCGCUGCCGGUGGUCGAUGCAGUGCCGAUGGCCGCGCCGGGUGCGCACGGGGACGCGGCAGCUGCAGCGUUCUUACAGAACGCGCCGCUUCAUGCCCUGCCACCGCCUGCGCAUCCGUCGGCGUCGCCGCCGCAGCAGCCAGCGGGCACCGCCGAGCCCGUGGCCGUCCCGGCAGCUGCUGUGGGGGCGCCGGUCGUAGCGCCGGCGCCCGCGGCCGUGCCGACGGCGGCGGCGGUCAUUCUGCCGGCAGGCGAAGCCCUGCACGGCAACAGCGGAGACUGUGGCCUGGGCGGCGCAGGCGGGAUACUGGGCAAGCGGCGUGCCGGCGAGGUGCACAGCGGGGACAACAGCAGCGGCUUCAUCUCGGAGGCCGCGGAGCUGGGUGACAUCACCGACGACCUGUUUGACCUGCCGCCCAGCAGCCACCACCACCACCACCACCACGACCUGCAUCACCACCAUCACCCGCAGCAACCCCAGGAGCAGCCCCAGCACCACCACCAGCUCCACCACCACCACGACCAGCAUCACAACAUGCACCACGCCGGGCACACCGUUGCGGACUUGUCGGGGACGGCUGGAGGCGUGGAGCAGGAGCAGCCCGCAGCGAAGCGGCUGUGUGGUGAGGUGCACACAAACCCGUCCAGCCUUGCGGCCACGACGGGGUUUGAUCUUGGGUUCGUCGGGGGUGACGUGAUCAUGCAUCACACCGCAGAGAUGGCGGCGGGGGCGGCCGGCGCGUUGGGCUUGGGCAUGGGCGUGGGUGCAGCGCCGCUGGCUGCUGGUAUGACCGGCUUUGACCUGGGCGCGGCGCUUUGACUGAGGUAGCAACCCUCGUCGUGCUGCUGUUGGUGCUGCUCGGGUCGAGUGGCUGGGCAGGGGCUAGCGCCGCAGAGGGCGGGCAGGCAGGCGCCGGGCUGGGGCAGCGCGGGAGGAGGCGCAUGUACAGAAUAUGGUGAUGUGAGGGCGGCCGUGUUUGCGGCUGCGGCUUGCGAGGGUGUCGGCAAGAGCCGUGUGAUGGCGUGCCAGGGGCGGCCGGGUCGGAUUCGGCCACCUGUGGAGUGUACAGAUACGGUGCGUUAGCACUUCGAUGGGUGUGUGGGUGGUGUCCCACGAAUACUGGUGUCAUGAGAAGACAAUCUCUGUCUGCGGCGGCGUGUGGCUGAUCAAAGCGAAGCGUUGGUGCGAGCAGUUGCGCUCGGCGGGCCGACGGCGGGGGGGGGGGGCGCACAUCGAUCUGUGACGGCAGCGCAAUCCCAGCAUUCCGCAUGACGCACGUGCGCGGUUUGGGCCAUUCGGUGCUAGCGCAGUGCACAGUGCCUUGCGCACACCUAGGUAGCGUUUCCGCUACAGGCUUAUUUGCAUUGCUAUGAUAGACCCUCUAUACUGUACCUUGUGCCUGGCAUGUGGUCGUAGACAAGAAAGCGGUUUUCCUUCUUAAGGGAAUGUGGGCGGCCAUGUCUCCCGUCUUAGGCCGCAAGCGUGUAGCUAACCUCCUGCGAACCACAUUGAGCGCUUUCAUGGGUGUUCCUGAGAGUGUGGGACAAACACGAAGCCCGGUAGUGCGGGAGGGAACGAGACUUGACAGGACCUGUGCAAGACAUUCAUGCACGUGUGAAUGUGUUGGUGUAAUUGCGUAGGCGUGUGCUGGAGAUGCAAUGCCCUGGUCAUAUUAGCGGGCGUGACGGCCCAAGAGGCGCAGUUGCACCGAGAGGCAAAACAGGCUCAGCCGAACCAAGAGCCGCAAGGGUGAGCUUUAAUAUACAGCCACGUCGUGGUCAAAAUGCUCCAUCAAGCUGACAUGGUGCAGGCACGUUUGACACACAUGUAACACAAGCUUGAA
Messenger RNA from Chlamydomonas reinhardtii, 4447 nucleotides. RefSeq lists its product as uncharacterized. Lineage: Eukaryota; Viridiplantae; Chlorophyta; Chlorophyceae; Chlamydomonadales; Chlamydomonadaceae. The coding region runs from base 331 to 3423 and encodes 1030 amino acids. The record is from RefSeq and is a predicted model, not a curated record. The transcript is spliced from 8 exons.